AUGUUGCGGACAUCGCUUCGAUCCGUGAGGGGUCUGAGCAGCAGGUCUGUUGCCGCUGCUCCUGGCCGCCAAUGGCAAGCAGCAGCAGCAGCUCGGCCUGCUGGCCUCCUCGUGACGAAAACGAAUACUGCUCCAUCCACACCACCACCUCCGCCAGCGAACGAGUCGAGCGUCCAAGCCAGCACCAUCGCUCCCGAGAAUGUGCCCCUGACACCUCCCGCCCCAGAAGACCUCGGGAACGUCUCGAAGAAGGAAGGUCCUGCAGUUUCCACACCGCCGCCUCCACCUCCGGGCAAGGGCUUCCUCAGGAGACUGCGCAAUUAUGUCCUGACCCUCGUGAUCCUCGGUGCCGUCACCUUCGGCGGUGGUGUCUACUACUCGCGGAUCAACGACAGGUUCCACGACUUAUUCACCGAGUACAUCCCUUAUGGCGAGCAGGCCGUGCUCUACCUGGAGGAGAUGGAGUUCCGGAAGCGUUUCCCUAACAUCUCGAACCGUGGUGGCCAGCGCCCACGCGACACGGGCGAGGCGGUGCGCAUUCCGGCACAACACGGUGUGGCCUGGAGGGUAGCAGACGCCGGUGAGCCGGCCGGGCGCCAGUCGAGCGCUGUGGAGAAGACGACCACGGCGAAGAAGGAAGCCGCCAAGAAGACACCCGCGCCUGAGGCCCCCAAGCCAAAGGAGCCUCCUGCUCCCGCUCCCAAGGCGGAGCCCAAGAAGGAUACCCCCGCCCCAGCUGCUGCUGCUGCUGCUGCUCCUGCCGCGACAUCUGGCUUCAGGGCUCCCGAGGUCAACGAGCCGUCGCGCCUCCCUCCUUCCUCACCAAUUGAGCCUGUCUACUUCCCUGAUGCCGACGAGCCCGUGGUCCAGAAUUUGGCGCAUAUGCUGAACGACAUCAUUGCCGUCAUCAACGCUGAUGGUGCGCACGGCAAGUAUGGUUCGUCCGUUGAGAAGGCCAAGAACGAGCUCAAGAAGGUCUUUGGGGAGAUCGAUCACAUCAAGGCGGCUGCGGAGGCGGAGGCUGCUGCCAAGGUGAAGGCCCGUGUCGCGGACUUUGACAAGGCUGCGAACGACCUGCUGAACCGCGUGGAGAAGACCAUGGCGGCACAGGAAGCCGGCUGGCAGCGGGAGUUCGACGAGGAGAUGAAGAAGCUCAAGGAGACGUAUGACGAGCGCAUCAAGGUUAUGUCGGAGCGGGAGCGGCAGCUCCACGAGGACAAGCUGAACAACAAGCUCCUCGAACAAGCCAUUGCGCUCAAGCGGCACUUCAAGGAUCAGAUCAGGAGGCAGGUCGAGACAGAGCGGGACAGCAGACUCGGCAAGCUGGAAGAGCUCUCCAAGUCCGUCUCGGAUCUGGAGAGUCUGGCUACCGGCUGGAACGAAGUGAUCGACCUGAACCUGCGUACACAACAGCUCCACGUCGCCGUGGAGGCGGUCCGCGCGAGCCUUGAGGAUGCGGCGCACCCGCGACCUUUUAUCAAGGAGCUUGUGGCGCUCAAAGAGAUUGCGGCGGACGAUGCUGUCGUCAACGCGGCCAUCGCCUCGAUCAAUCCUUCGGCGUACCAGCGCGGCGUGUCGAACUCGGCAGAGCUGAUCGACAGGUUCCGACGGGUAGCCAACGAGGUGCGCAAGGCCUCGCUGCUGCCCGAGGAUGCGGGCGUCGCCAGCCACGCUUCCAGCUUCGUCCUGAGCAAGGUGCUAUUCAAGAAGCAGGGGAUUGCCGCGGGCGACGACGUCGAGAGCAUCCUCACGCGCACCCAGACGUUCCUUGAAGAGGGCAACUUGGAUGCUGCAGCGCGGGAGAUGAACGGGCUGACAGGCUGGGCAAAGACCCUGAGCCGGGACUGGCUGGGCGAGGUGAGGAAGGUAUUGGAGGUCAAACAGGCUCUAGAGGUGAUUCAGACAGAGGCGAGGCUGCAGAGCCUCAAGGUCGAGUAG
Molecule: messenger RNA, 1938 nt
Organism: Cryphonectria parasitica EP155
Lineage: Eukaryota; Fungi; Ascomycota; Sordariomycetes; Diaporthales; Cryphonectriaceae
Exons: 3
Coding region: 1-1938 (645 amino acids)
Biological process (GO): cristae formation
Cellular component (GO): MICOS complex
Source: RefSeq, a predicted model, not a curated record